Messenger RNA from Rotaria sp. Silwood1, 1452 nucleotides. Lineage: Eukaryota; Metazoa; Rotifera; Eurotatoria; Philodinida; Philodinidae. The record is from the annotation of a GenBank genome assembly.
AUGCGGACGUCAGCUGUAGUUGAUUUUUCUGAUGAAUUCGCUUCAACAUGCACUGGAAACUUAAACGGGCCAACGAAUUAUGCGACUGGUGUUGGAUUAACACCCGUGUCUAUAGCAUUGGCAAAUCUGGAUGGUGCUGGUGGUACCGAUACUGCUGUCGCAUAUAAAGGUUCAAACAACGUUGGUAUUUUACUGAAUGAUGGUACUGGGAGAGCUAGUGUUGAAACAUAUUUGACAGCUGGUACUGCACCGGCGUCUGUGUAUUCAGCGGACUUAGAUAAUGACCUCGACAUAGAUAUUGUUGUUGCAAAUAGUGGUUCAAACACCGUUGGCGUUUUCCUAAAUAAUGGUGGUGGCACAUUCGCUGCUCAAGUAUCGUAUACAGUUGGCACUACACCAAUGUCCGUAUUUGUAGCCGACUUAAAUGGUGAUGGAGGCAACGAUAUUGUUGUUGCAAAUAGUGCUUCAAACACCGUUCAGGGUAAUGGUGCUGGCAUAUUCGGUGCUCAAACAGUUUUUGGAACUAUCGCUGGAUUAACACCGAUGUCUAUAGUAUUGAAAAAUCUGGAUGGCGACAGUGACUUAGAUGCUGUUGUCGCAAAUAGUGGUUCAAACAAUGUUGGCGUUUUACUGAAUAAUGGUGCUGGCACAUUUGUUGUUCAAGCACCGUUGGCAGCUGGUACUACACCGGCAUCUGUGUAUGCAGAGGACUUAGAUAAUGACGGCGACAUAGAUAUUGUUGUUACAAAUAGUGGUUCAAACACCGUUGGCGUUUUCCUAAAUAAUGGUGGUGGCACAUUCGCUGCUCAAGUAUCGUAUACAGUUGGCACUACACCAAAGUCCGUAUAUGGAGCCCUCUUAAAUAAUGACGCCUUCAUCGAUAUUGUUGUUGCAAAUAGUGCUUCAAACACCGUUCAGGUUUUACUGAAUAAUGGUGCUGGCGGAUUGACUGCUCAAACAGCUAUUGCAGUUGGUACUACACCGUCAUCUGUGUUUGUAGCCGACGUGGAUAAGGAUGGCGACAACGAUGCUGUUGUCGCCAAUAGGGGUUCAAACACCGUUCAGGUUUUACUGAAUAAUGGUGCAGGCGUAUUGACUGCUCAAACAGCUAUUGCAGUUGGUACUACACCAACGUCUGUGUUUGUAGCCGACGUGGAUAAGGACGGCGACAACGAUAUUGUUGUCGCCAAUAGUGGUUCAAACAACGUUGGGGUUUUACUGAAUAAUGGUGCUGGCGUAUUUGCUACUCAAGUAGUUUAUGGAACUCUUGCCACCUCAACACCGCAGUCUGUAGUAGUAACCGAUGCGAAUGGUGACGGGAAACUUGAUAUUGUUACCGCGAAUAGUGGUACAAAUAACGUUGGUGUUAUACUGGGCAAUGGUGAUGGCUCAUUUGCUGCUACUCCAGUAACCUAUGCAACUGGCACUGGCACACUACCGGUGUCUGUAGUA